This is a messenger RNA of Carlito syrichta (Philippine tarsier), 1029 nucleotides long. Its product is annotated as olfactory receptor 5M10. The transcript has a single exon. Gene Ontology annotation, molecular function: olfactory receptor activity; G protein-coupled receptor activity; odorant binding. Lineage: Eukaryota; Metazoa; Chordata; Mammalia; Primates; Tarsiidae. Gene Ontology annotation, biological process: G protein-coupled receptor signaling pathway; sensory perception of smell. Gene Ontology annotation, cellular component: membrane. The record is from RefSeq and is a predicted model, not a curated record. Bases 61 to 1008 code for a protein of 315 amino acids.
AUCUGGAUCACACAGAAAUCCUUGCUGUCUUUGUCACUUUUAGUUUUAAAGAAUAAGAAAAUGUUCUUCCGAAACCACACAGUGGUGACAGAAUUCACUCUCUUGGGACUAACAGAGGACCCAGUGCUAGAGAAGAUACUGUUUGGGUUGUUUCUGGUGAUCUACCUCAUCACACUGGCUGGGAAUCUGUGCAUGAUCCUGCUGAUCAAGACCAAUUCUCACCUCCAAACUCCCAUGUACUUCUUCCUUGGCCACCUCUCCUUUGUAGACAUUUGCUAUUCUUCCAAUAUCACUCCAAAUAUGUUGUAUGGCUUUCUCUCAGACCACAAGACCAUUUCCUAUGUUGCAUGCUUCACACAAUGUCUUCUGUUCAUUGCCCUGGUGAUCACUGAGUUUUACAUACUUGCUUCGAUGGCUCUGGAUCGCUAUGCAGCUAUCUGCAGCCCUCUACAUUACAGUUCCAAGAUGUCCAAGAAUAUUUGUAUCUCUCUAGUCACAGUCUGUUAUAUGUAUGGCUUCUUUAAUGGACUGUCUCAGACACUGCUAACAUUUCACUUAUCCUUCUGUGGUUCCUUGGAAAUCAAUCAUUUCUACUGUGCUGAUCCUCCUCUUAUACUGCUGGCCUGCUCUGACACCUACGUCAAGAAGAUGGCCAUGUUUGUAGUUGCUGGCUUUACUCUGUCAAGUUCUCUCUUCAUCAUUCUUCUAUCAUACUUUUUUAUUUUUGGAGCCAUCUUGAGACUCCGUUCUGCUGAAGGCAGGCAAAAAGCCUUUUCUACUUGUGGGUCUCACCUGAUGACAGUCACUAUAUUUUAUGGAACCCUCUUCUGCAUGUAUUUAAGGCCUCCAUCAGAGAAGUCUGUAGAGGAGUCCAAGGUAAUUGCAGUCUUUUAUAGUUUUUUGAGCCCAGUGUUGAACCCGAUGAUCUACAGUUUGAGGAACAAAGAUGUAAUUCUUGCCAUGCAACAAAUAAUUAGGAGAAUCUUCUUUCCUAAAAUUGCUAUUUAAGUAUCUGUUUAUUUGUAAUCC